AUGGCCGACUGGCAAAAGCGCGAAGAGAGGAACCUCUCCCACUACACCACCUCCCGCUCCACAACUCCUCUUCCCGAAAACCUCACCGCGCCUCGAAUCCUCUGCCUUCACGGCGGCGGCGUCAACGCAGAAGUCUUCCGCACACAAUCCCGAGCCUUGAUCCGCGAUCUCAGCCCGCACUUUCGGCUCGUCUUCGCCGACGGACCCUUCUUCUGCGAUCCGGGUCCAGGCAUAAUUCCAGUCUAUCAAGACUGCGGACCAUUCCGACGCUGGCUGAGAUGGCUGCCCGAACAUCCUGAAAUCGAUGACGAGACCGCCAUCGAGGAGAUUUUGUAUAGUAUCGAUACUUGUAAACGUGAUGAUGAAGGGACGGGACCUUGGGUUGGAUUGAUAGGAUUUAGUCAGGGUGCGAAACUUUCUGCGAGUCUGUUGUAUGAUCAACAGAUUCGGAAAGAGAAGGGUGAUGACUGUUUUACAGAUUACAAGUUUGCUGUGCUUCUUGCUGGAAGGAGUCCGCUGGUUUCGUUCUCGGAGCACACCAAAGGCGAUGCCUGUGUUACUGCUGGCGGCAUGAGCGAGGGCUUCCAAUUUGAUGGCAAGAGUCCGCAUAUCUUGAAGCUGCCUGCUUUGCAUUAUCAUGGCCUGGCAGAUCCCGGUUUGCAUCUUCAUAGGAAGCUGUUGAACCAGUACUGCGAUCCCAAGACCAACGACGUCAUGGAGUGGGACGGCAAUCACAGAGUCCCUAUUAAGAAGGCGGAUGUUACUCCGAUUGUGGAAUGGAUUUUCAAGACUGCGAGAGCGCAAGGAGUGCGGCUAGACGGAUGAACGAAGCAAAAAUGAAGAUGUCACGAUGUCUACUAUAUGAGUGAGGAAGAAGCGACACUCAGAAAGGAACCUCCAGAACCGCAUAUCGUCAGUCCACGAUGUCAUCUCGAAGCUUCAACACCUGACCGACCACCUCAUCCAUUUUCGACCUCACAGCAUCGUGGAACAUGACGUUGGUCGUAAACACCUUGCAGCCCUUGAUCUUCUUCGCCGUCUCAAGAGCCAGAUCCGAUGCCACAUACAUGUCCUCAAGAUAG
Molecule: messenger RNA, 1082 nt
Organism: Pseudocercospora fijiensis CIRAD86
Lineage: Eukaryota; Fungi; Ascomycota; Dothideomycetes; Mycosphaerellales; Mycosphaerellaceae
Exons: 1
Coding region: 1-825 (274 amino acids)
Biological process (GO): secondary metabolite biosynthetic process
Cellular component (GO): cytoplasm; nucleus
Source: RefSeq, a predicted model, not a curated record